Nematostella vectensis (starlet sea anemone) is the source of this 2003-nucleotide messenger RNA. Its product is annotated as 1-acyl-sn-glycerol-3-phosphate acyltransferase alpha. The coding region runs from base 134 to 964 and encodes 276 amino acids. Gene Ontology annotation, biological process: phosphatidic acid biosynthetic process. The record is from RefSeq and is a predicted model, not a curated record. The transcript is spliced from 4 exons. NCBI's taxonomy places the organism in Eukaryota, Metazoa, Cnidaria, Anthozoa, Actiniaria, Edwardsiidae. Gene Ontology annotation, cellular component: membrane; endoplasmic reticulum. Gene Ontology annotation, molecular function: 1-acylglycerol-3-phosphate O-acyltransferase activity.
AUGAUUUCGCAAAGUUCAUCAUUGUUCAUUCUUCGGUUUGUGAAAUCGCGUGUUUACAUUUGCGUCGAAUACCAAUUCCUCUCUGUUUAAAAAGUCAUCUAGUCCACUGUCUUACUAGAUAUCAAACGCAGCAAUGUUUCUAGAGUGUAGUCUAUCUGCUUUGCUACUUGGUGUAGUUGGUUUUCAUAUUUUAUACCGAAUAUCUCGAUGGUUCCAAUUCUAUGUGGACUAUUUCUCGUACAACAUCGCGAUGGUUUUGCUUGGUUGUUUAGCUGUUCUCGUGGCUUUGCUAAGACCUGGAAAUGUCAACAACUUCUACCGGACAUCGCGUCUUUUAUACUGGAUAUCCUCUAAGUAUUUUAGAGUCAGAGUGGAAGCUAAGGGAUUGGAGAAUCUCCCUGAAAACAAGAACUGUAUUAUCGUAUCUAACCAUCAAAGCUCGUUGGAUAUGUUUCCGAUCUUACGGAUCUGCCCUCCUUAUACAACAUUUAUUGCCAAAAGAGAGUUACUCUUCGCUCCUUUUUUUGGCGUUGCUGCUUGGCUUACAGGAACGGUGUUUAUUAAGAGAGGAGACUCGAGGAGUGCACGUGGGGCAUUGGAUGGCGCGGUGCAGCGGAUCACGUCUGAAAGGAUGAACUUGUGGGUUUUCCCGGAAGGAACAAGAAGCCAAACAGGAACUAUAAAACCAUUUAAGAAAGGAGCAUUUCACGUGGCUCAACAGUCCAAGGUUCCUAUUGUCCCUGUUGUUUUAUCUAACUAUAUACCUGUAUUCAACAAGAAAAACAAGACAUUUACUCCUGGUAUCAUCAAAGUAACAAUUCUUCCUGAAGUUCCGACUGACGGCCUAACACCCUCUGAUGUCACCUCAUUAACAGAGAGAGUAUGGCAUGACAUGUUGAAGGUUUUCCACGAAGGGCAGCCAAUCCCUAAUAACAUGGACCAAGAUAAACCAAAAGAACAAUGAUAAAUGGUGUGUGUAGUUAUGACCUAUUGGGUAUAUAGUAUAAGAUGACAGGGGUGGGCCAAGUUGGCCUAGGCCCCCUUUUUUCAUUCCAUUUGCCUUAAAAAUAACAAAAAAUAUAAGGAAAUAUGUGGAAGAACAAUGCAUCCCUUUUUUCAACCCUCCCUCCCCCCCCCCCCCCCCACCCUUUUAAACUUCUGGAUCGGCCCUUGAAUGACUGUAUUCAAGUAGCGAUUCAAAUACACAAUUGCAGGGCUUAUUGUUGUUUGGUGAAUCAAGGACAGAUUUAUUGGUGACUGCUAUUCUUAGUGACCUUUCAAGUUUAUGAUUACAAAGUGAUCCUGCUCACCCUUUAACGCAUAUUGGAAAUAUAUAUUUCUAAAAUUUUUAAAACAGAUGAUUGUCAAACAAACAUCUUUCUUUAGACACAAACUUUGACCAGUCAGAUUGCCAUUUUUUCAUGUGUUUAGCAUGGGCAACACAUUUCUUCUUUAUCUAAGCAUCUUGAUUUUAAUAUACCCAGUCCCCAUCAAAGCAACAAAAAAAAUACUUGUAAAUAGUUUGUCAAGUUCUAAGGUCGUUUUAAAGAUCUAAAUGACAUUAAUAUUUUUAGUGAAAGUGGUUAUUGCUAAAUUGAACAUUAAGAUGGUUUGUAAACAACAAUAACAUCAAGGUUGCAGUAACCAUUAUAAGAAUACUGUACUGAUUUUAUCCUGGCCAAGCUCGAUCAAACAUAUAUUUUAUUAUUGUUUAAUAAUCCAGUACCACCAUAUCGGGUGUAUGAUGUCAUGUUAUUGUAAACGGAUUCCUAGAGAUGCAUUCAACAAACAAAGUUUAUGCCACUAGUGUUAUGUACUUUCAGGCCCAAGGGGUUCCUAUUAGCUAGUACUCACCCCCAAAACUCAGAUUAUAUAGAACAAUGCUUGUAUAUCAGAGAAAGAUGUCUGUUUUUUUUCUCUUAAAAGCAUAAGCAUGGACAUUGCUUUAUCCUAUGUAAUAUUGAAAAUAUUCAAAUAUAGAAGUCCUGUUCCCGUUUACCGAU